AGUCCAACCAAAGGAGAACCAGGCAGGCCAAUGGCCCCAAACGCCCAAACCCCACCUCCACGCCUCCACCCCACCGUCCUCCUCCUCAUCUCACUCACUCCCUUUUCCUCACGCCCCCUCCCCGCCUCGAGCCCCUCGCUGGCUCGCUCCCAUUCCCAUCUCGCACCACCAACCUUCCGGAUCCAGUGCCGCACGCCUCACUCCCCGUCCCCGACACCCAUGACACGCAAGAGGCGCAAGCACGCCGCCGCCACCGCCGCCUAGGGUUCCGAUCCCUUCCUCAUGGAUUCGCUGCCGCGUAAGCGCAAGGGCGCGCGCGCCGCGUGCUCCAUGGCCGGAUCCCGCCACGAUGCGCCUGCCGCCCGCAAGCGCACCUGCCGCGAGCCCAAGCCGCGGCCCGAGAAGAAGAAGCCCUCUUCCGCCGAUGAGGGCUCCGCCUCCGCCCGCGGCGGCGUGGUGAUGACGGCGCCGCCCGCCAGCGGGCGGGCGGCGCCUGAUAGCCCCGGGCGUGGGCUGAAGCGCAAGCUGGGCUGCAUCGACUCCGCCACUCGGAUGGGGCGGAAGAAGCGGCUCGAGAGCGAGUACGAGCUCGGCGCCGAGAUCGGCCAGGGCAAGUUCGGCUCCGUCCGGAUCUGCCGCGCUAAGGUCGGCGGCGACGAGUUCGCCUGCAAGGAGCUGCCCAAGAACGGCGAGGAGACGGUGCACCGCGAGGUGGAGAUCAUGCAGCACCUCUCGGGCCACCCGGGCGUCGUCACGCUCAGGGCCGUCUUCGAGGAUGCCGACAAGUUUUACCUCGUCAUGGAGCUCUGCAGCGGGGGGAGGUUGCUCGAUGAGAUCGCCAGGGAGGGGAAGUUUUCCGAGCAGCGUGCUGCCAUUGUGAUCAAGGAUCUCAUGGCAGUGCUCAAGUACUGCCACGAGAUGGGUGUUGUGCACAGGGACGUUAAGCCGGAGAAUAUUUUGCUUACCAAGGCUGGGAAAGUGAAGCUUGCUGAUUUCGGACUCGCUGCACGGGUCACUAAUGGUCAGAAAAUGUUUGGUGUUGCUGGGAGCCCUGCAUAUGUGGCACCUGAAGUUCUUUCUGGAAGCUAUUCGGAGAAGGUUGAUAUAUGGGGUGCCGGUGUGCUACUACAUGUACUACUACUUGGUUCACUUCCAUUUCAAGGGGGCUCUCUGGACGCCGUUUUCGAGUCCAUAAAGACACUUGAACUUGAUUUCAGCAGCACCCCAUGGGAAUCAAUAUCAGUUCUUGGACGGGAUCUUAUUGGGCGAAUGCUAAAUCGAGAUGUCUCUUGCAGAAUGACUGCUGAUGAAGUUCUUAGUAGGUCACCCAUGGGUCGUAUUUUACACAGAAUGCCCCCUGAAGGUGGUAGCUGCUAAUUUGUGUCUCCCUAACAAGGUUAUAGCACCCAAAAUUCCAUGGGACAGACACAAAUCAGAAUGUGACUCAGUGUCAGACGCAAGCCAAAGGUCAGAGGAUCAGGAUGAGUGUGGCAUAGUUGACGCAUUGGCGGCAGCAAUAACACGUGUUAGAAUAUCAGAGCCAAAGAGAAGUCGGCUCUGUAGCCCCGCAAUUACCAUUCAGCAGGAAUGCUCGUCAAACUUGAAGAAUAAUCUUUGCACGGCUUUCUGACCUGACCUAGUUUAUAGCACCUGAUCGGAAUGGCGUCCAUUCUUCUCGCUGAGAAGGUCGUUCUGAUUUAGGUGUUGUAGAGGCGAGGAUAAUAACUCAGCUUUUCCAGCCAGCAACAAACGUCUGGUAUUUAGUGUUUCUUUCAGUGUUCCUGAUGAACCCCGCAGUUGUAGCUGCUGUAAAAUUCUGUAAAUAGCAUGGUCCUUUCUCAAGCUGCGCCUGGGUUGCUAAUUUGUGCCACCAAAACCGUUUCACGCAAUGUUCAUAAUUCAUGAUCGAGUUGUGCAAGACCUGUCUUAAUUC
Molecule: messenger RNA, 1933 nt
Organism: Zea mays
Lineage: Eukaryota; Viridiplantae; Streptophyta; Magnoliopsida; Poales; Poaceae
Exons: 3
Coding region: 283-1377 (364 amino acids)
Biological process (GO): protein phosphorylation
Molecular function (GO): ATP binding; protein kinase activity
Source: RefSeq, a predicted model, not a curated record